AGCUGUCUACCCUGCGUGGGAAGUGCGAGAACCUGGCGAUGGACAAAUGCCAGCUGCAAGAAGAACUGGCAAAACUGCAGCAUCAUUUGGAGACCAACGUGGUGGAUCGCAGCCAACUAGAACAGUGUAAAAGAGAGGUGGAAGAACAAGCAGACCAGGAAAUAAGACAAAAACUCCAGGAAGUCAAUGAGUUUUUGCAAGCACAGGCAACCUACCAGGACACAUUAGAAGAAAUCAGAACCAGUCAUGUGGACUCCUUGAAAAAACCAGUUAGAAGACAGAAUUAGAGAUCUGGAACAUGCACUGGGAAGGAGAAAAAGCAACCAAGCAGAAAGACCUUUUCAAAAGGAAUCCACCCAGGCAGAAGUGGAAAAGUACA
Molecule: messenger RNA, 379 nt
Organism: Chiroxiphia lanceolata (lance-tailed manakin)
Lineage: Eukaryota; Metazoa; Chordata; Aves; Passeriformes; Pipridae
Product: ankyrin repeat domain-containing protein 26-like
Exons: 2
Coding region: 39-287 (82 amino acids)
Source: RefSeq, a predicted model, not a curated record